Messenger RNA from Saccostrea cuccullata (small rock oyster), 2601 nucleotides. RefSeq lists its product as uncharacterized. The record is from RefSeq and is a predicted model, not a curated record. Bases 1 to 2601 code for a protein of 866 amino acids. Lineage: Eukaryota; Metazoa; Mollusca; Bivalvia; Ostreida; Ostreidae. The transcript has 4 exons.
AUGGGGGCGAAGAGAGGAUCUCAUCUCAAUUCGGCUCAAAGUAUUCAUUUGAGGAGUAGCGACCCAAGUGAAUUAUCAUCGCUUCGUAAACCAACCAUGAACACGUCUCGUAAGCCAAAUCCUAUACUUUCAGCUCCGGGAGUGAGCAGGAACCCUGCCAUCAAUACUGAAGCUAGUCGCUCGCAACAGCGACGGAAUGAAGAUGUCGCCACAAACCGGAACCCUCUCGGGGUGGCAUCUGAGAACAGUGGACGAAUUCUCGGUGUGCAAGAGCAUCGCAUCAUACACUCUGACCCCAUUGAGUAUACCAAGUUUGACACAAGCACUCUAGUGACUUCAUCUGGAUGGAGAAACAAAUCCCAAGCAGCACAAGGUGGAGUUGGACUCCUCUUAGAUAGGAAAGCUAGAAAAUCUCUACUGAAAGUUGUCCCAUCUAAGAGUGGAAGAAUACUAGUAGCUGAAUUCGAUGGAAAUCCUCAGGAUUCUGUCAUCGAGGAAUUCUACACAGAGCUUAGAAACGUACUACAGGAUGUACCAGCCCACAACUUCCUUGCAGUCAUGGGAGAUUUCAAUGCUAGACUGGGACCUGAACAUGUACCUCAUCCAUUUCAUGAGCUAACAAAUAGAAGUGGAAACUAUCUUGCUGAAAUUCUCGUUGAAUUUGGUCUACUAGCAGUAAACACACAAUUUAAGAAGCGCCCUGGAAAACUUUGGACAUUCAAAUGUAGAGCAUCCAACACACUGAAACAACUUGACUACAUUCUUGUUCGGCAAAAAUGGAGAAAUAGCGUCCAUAACGCAGAAGCGUACAACUCCUUCAGCACAGUGAAGUCCGACCAUAGAAUAGUGUCUGCAAAGAUCAAGCUCAGUCUGAGAACCUCAAAAACAGCCCAGAAAGUCAAAUACGACUGGAAACAGUUCUCCAGCAAUACUGAGCUUCAGAAAAAAUACACAGUCGCUGUUAAGAACAGAUUUCAAAUUCUGAUGGAUGAGAGCAACAGCGAAAGAUACGAAAAGUUCGUAAAAGCCAAUCAAGAAGCAAUGAAAGAAUGUCUCCCUAAACGAGCUAAAAUCAAGAAAUCACUCAGGUCAUUAGACCCCAGAGUCUCUGAAGCUCGCCAGAAAGCACAAGAAGCCCAGAGGCAAUAUGAGUCAUCUAAAACUGACGAAGACAAAGAUCUCUGGUCUGUAGCAGUAAAUAACCUUUAUCAAGCAUACAAGCUGGCACAAGAAGAAGAACUAGCUGAACAGAUACAAGGUAUUGAAACUGCACAUGGAGAGCAAAGAUACGGAGAGGCAUGGAAAGUCGUUAAUGAGAUCACUGGUAGAAAGAAAGCUAAGGAAGGACAGGUAGCCGGAAAUAGCCCUGAAGAGAGAGUCAGCACAUGGUAUACGCACUUCAAGAAUCUCUUAGGGAACCAACCUGAUGUAGACGAGCCUGAGGAGGAAAUUCCAAAGGUGUUCGAUGAUAUCGACAUCAAUGAUGAACCUUUCACUCUAGCUGAAUACAGAAAAGUGAAAUCCUCCCUGAAGCUAGGCAAGGCAGCAGGUCCGGAUGAAAUACCCCCGGAAGUCUUCAAACUGUGUGACUUUGAUAGUGUUUGUUUAGGUUUCUGUAAUGAUGCACUCGCCAACAAUGACAAACCAGAUACAUGGUCAUUCAUGAACAUUGUAACUGUGCCCAAGUCUGGCGACCUAUCAAAAACUGAUAACUACAGGGGCAUCAGCUUGAUAUGCAUCAUAGUCAAGAUUUACAAUCGGCUCAUACUAAAUCGUAUCCGGAGUGUUAUUGACCUACGUCUCAGAACUAAUCAGAAUUGUUUUCGCCCCGGGAGAACAACAGUAGCACAGAUUCUUUCCCUCCGUCGAAUAAUCGAAUGUGUCAAAGCCAACAACUUGAAAGCAGUCUUUACUUUUAUAGACUUUCGGAAAGCAUUUGACUCCAUACACAGAGGUAAGAUGAUUCGCAUACUUAAGGCAUAUGGAAUUCCACCUAAUCUUCUUCGAGCAAUCGAAAAGAUGUACACUAAUACCAUGGCCAAGAUCGUAACACCUGAUGGAGAAACUAGUAUGUUUGAAAUAACUGCUGGAGUUUUACAGGGAGAUACCUUAGCACCAUUCUUAUUUAUCAUAGUACUGGACUAUGCCCUGAGAAAAGCCAUCUCUGGAAAUGAAGAGGAAUUGGGUUUCACCAUACUGCCUAGAAAAUCCAGAAGACACCCAAAACAAGUUCUUACUGAUCUUGAUUUUGCUGACGACAUUUCCUUACUAUCAGAUGAAAUUGUCCAAGCACAGGAACUGUUAUCUAGAGUAGAGAGGGAGUGCUGUGGGAGCUGGACCCUGACAGUAGCCCAGGAGAAGUCGCUAGACGGAACCUACACACGCAUGCUCCGUAAGGUUCUAGACAUUCACUGGUCAAGCCAGAUUCCCAACGAGUUCCUAUAUGGUAACCUCCCAAAGGUCAGUGAUAAGAUAGCCUCCAGGAGAUUGCAGCUAGCUGGGCAUUGCUUCCGUCAUCCAGAGCUCAGCGCUCAAUCUUUGGUACUGUGGGAGCCAAAUCACGGACGCCGUAGGAGAGGUAGACCCAAGGCCACGUUUUAG